Penicillium soppii is the source of this 804-nucleotide messenger RNA. Its product is annotated as glucose-induced degradation complex GID8. The record is from RefSeq and is a predicted model, not a curated record. Gene Ontology annotation, cellular component: cytoplasm; nucleus. Gene Ontology annotation, biological process: proteasome-mediated ubiquitin-dependent protein catabolic process. The transcript is spliced from 4 exons. Gene Ontology annotation, molecular function: protein binding. The coding region runs from base 1 to 804 and encodes 267 amino acids. NCBI's taxonomy places the organism in Eukaryota, Fungi, Ascomycota, Eurotiomycetes, Eurotiales, Aspergillaceae.
AUGUCGUCAGCUAAUCUCAUGUCUCGCACUCCCUCGACUGCGACGCCUACUUGGCAUCACUUCGAGCGGAAGCUCGAAGAGGUCAAACCAUCCAAGACUGAUAUAAACUAUUUGGUCAUGGAUUACCUCAUCACCAACGGUUAUCCGGCUGCUGCGAAGAAGUUCGCGCUUGAAGCCAAUAUCCAGCUCAGAACUGAUUUGCAAGCCAUUCAGGAGCGGGUUGAUAUUCGCACUGCGAUUCACUCAGGUGAUAUCCAAGUGGCCGUUGAAAAGAUCAACGAGCUGAAUCCUCAGAUUCUUGACGAAGAUCCAUCUCUGCACUUCGCCCUGCUGCGCUUGCAAUUGAUCGAGUUGAUCCGCGUGUGUAUGGACAGACCUGGCAGCGAUAUCACUCCUGCCCUGGACUUUGCCACGUCACAACUUGCACCGCGCGCUCCCACAAAUCCUCAGUUUCUAGCGGAUCUCGAGCGAACACUUGCCCUCUUGAUCUUCCCCAGUGAUAAACUGGACCCAGCACUGGCGUCUCUUCUAGACCCUGCACUCCGUAAAGAAAUCGCAACCCGAGUCAACGAGGCAAUUCUGCAGAACCAAGGCGCUCGUAAAGAGGCCCGGCUGCGCAAUCUUGUGAAACUCCGGGCUUUCGCCGAGCAAAAGGCACGAGACACCAAAAAAGACAUCCCAGAAACCCUGGAUAUUGGCUUGGUCGGUGAUUCUCACGACGACAGUAAUCGUAACAAUCUCACUACCAACUUGAGUGACACUUUGAUGUCCAACAAUGCCGACAUUGAUGCUAUGAUCUCUUGA